AUGGCAAAGAACGACGAUUCGGCGCCGGAUCUGAAGAUUCUCGGCGACCAAAUCACCCUCCAGCCUAGCGGCUACGUCAAGCCAUCCCAACCACGCCAUGACGAGAAGGAGGAGGCUCUGAUGAAGCACAUGGCCCGCUUCCGCUCCGAACCCCUACAGUUCCUCCGCGAAGUCUCGCUGUACGUCUCCGGCACCGGCUGGCGCGCUUACGACAAUGCAAUCGGCCAACCCAUCUUCUACCCCGGCUUCAGUGAUAAGAUGAAGGAAGCUGUCCUGUCGGCUAAGUUGUUGCAGGAGCGCAUCGCAGAUCUGGCCGAGAAGCGUGUUGCCGUAGAAGAGAAGGAAGGGCUGUUGAACAAGCAAGACAAGGACUUCGACCUGAAGCGCGCGCGCAGACGAGCAGUCAUUGAGUCUGGCAUUCAAGAGGUGGCUGAGAAGAUGACGGACGACAUGAUUUGCAAGUUCGAAAGCAAGACAUUCAUCCGGAGCGCAUACUACCUCGUCACUCAGCUGACCCUGCGCGCUUACAACCAAGGCAUACACGUAUCCAGCGAGGAGGUUCUGAGGCUGCGUAAGGUCGCAGAGGAGGCCGAGAAGAAGAAGCAAAGCAUCAUAUUCCUGCCCUGCCAUCGAUCACACGUCGACUACGUCUCGCUCCAGCUCAUCUGCUACCGUCUGGGCCUGGGAUUGCCUGUCGUCGUGGCGGGAGACAACCUCAACUUUCCCCUCGUGGGGAGUUUCCUGCAGCAUGCCGGCGCCAUGUGGAUUCGGAGAGCCUUUGGCGACGACAUUCUGUACACGACCCUGGUGCAGACCUAUAUCGACACUUUGCUGCAGGGCGGCUUCAACUUCGAGUGCUUCAUCGAGGGCGGUCGGUCAAGGACGGGGAAGCUGUUGCCGCCAAAGUUCGGCAUCCUCAGCUUCAUCUUGGAUAGCAUCUUGUCUGGCCGAGUCGAGGACGCCAUCAUCUGCCCUGUGAGCACACAAUACGACAAGGUCAUCGAGACGGAAGGCUACGUGACGGAGCUGUUAGGCGUGCCCAAAAAGAAGGAGAACUUGGCUGAUUUUCUAUCGGGCGGCUCCUCGGUGUUGUCCUUGCGGCUCGGUAGAGUCGACGUCAGGUUCCAUGAGCCCUGGAGCUUGCGCGGCUUCGUCAACGAGCAGCUCACGAGGCUGUCCAGGUUACCGACCGGUCUCAGCAUGGACACGCGGAACCCCGAAAACACGGCCAUCCGCCACAAGCUCCUUCGUAUUCUGGGCUACAAGGUCCUGUCCGACAUCAACGACGUCUCCGUGGUCAUGCCCACAGCCUUGAUCGGCACCGUCCUGCUCACCUUGCGAGGCAGAGGCGUCGGAAAGACCGAGCUUGAGCGUCGCGUGAUGUGGCUAACCGAUCGCGUGCGUGCAAAGGGUGGCAGAGUCGCCCAUUUUGGUAACGCACCACUGUCCGAUAUCAUCGAGCGUGGUCUCGACGUCUUGGGUAAAGACUUGGUGGGCGUCGUAAAAGACCUGCCAGAACCCACCUACUACGCCGUCGACCGCUUCCAGCUUUCCUUCUACCGCAACAUGACUAUUCAUCUGUUCAUCUCGGAGGCUAUUGUGAGCGCUGCCAUGUACAUGAAGGUCAAGCAGGGCGGCGGCCCAGCCAUGCAAGAUAUCUCGUUCCAAGAACUUCAGGAUCAGAUUCAGUUCUUGUCGUCUUUGUUCCGUGGGGAAUUCAUCUUCCCCAGCGAAGGUCUUGCCGCUAACCUGGAAAAGACUCUGCGAGACUUGGAGGCAGACAAGGUCUUGAAGCUACACCGGGACGCUCAAGGCAAGGUUGUCGUGGUUGGUCUUUCGGAUCACGAGAGGGUCGUCGGACGAGAGAACUACGAUUUUUACUGCUUCCUCAUUUGGCCGUUUAUCGAGGCUAGUUGGCUCGCGGCAGUCUCUCUGAUGGGCCUGACGCCACCUCUUGGCCAGAAGGACGACAUCUGGAUCGAGGUGGCAAAGGCCCAAGGCAGCGCGCAACUGCUCGGCAAGACACUCUACCAUCAAGGCGACCUCAGCUACUUUGAGGCGGUAAACAAGGAGACGCUGAAAAACGCCUUCCAGCGGUUCGAGGAAGAAGGCAUUCUGCAGGUUGUCAAGUCCAAGGACCCCAAGGUCCCUCCGCGCCUGCGUCUCGAUCCCGAGUGGCGCCCUUCCCGCGAUCCCGAAACCGGCAGUCUGAACGCCUCUGGUCGGCUCUGGGACUUCACCGAGAAGAUCGCCUCGAGCCGACGAGAGGGCAAGAACCGUCGUGACGGGGCCACCGUCAGCACCCGUGUGCUGCGCCUGACGGACCUGCUGGGAAGCAAGCUGUUCGAUUCCGCCAGGAACAUUGACGGUAAGGGCGUGUCGCCGACGCUGAGCAUCGAGGAUGCGCGGCAGCUCAAGCGGAGCAUCAAGGAGCAGAGAAAGCGCCGGUCGUUGGAGAACCGCGCGCACUUGUAA
Messenger RNA from Colletotrichum higginsianum IMI 349063, 2475 nucleotides. RefSeq names its product Acyltransferase. The transcript is spliced from 3 exons. Lineage: Eukaryota; Fungi; Ascomycota; Sordariomycetes; Glomerellales; Glomerellaceae. The record is from RefSeq and is a predicted model, not a curated record. Bases 1 to 2475 code for a protein of 824 amino acids. Gene Ontology annotation, cellular component: mitochondrial membrane.